AUGUCAGCAAGCAGUAAGCUGUUCCAAGGCCUCAACUUUGUGAUCGUCGCGAACAAAGAAACCGAACCAGAAACUGAGCGUAUUAUCGAGAUACUUGAGAACAACUCUGCUAAUAAGUGCACCAUAUACAAUGUGUUAGAGAACGAAGCCCACCAGGCGCUUGACAAAGAUGUCUUUUGCAAGACAUUCGACUUCGAGGUUCACGCAAUCAUUGCCUCAACCUGUGACUUCUGGUUCUACCGCCUUGCAGCUUUCGAUUUCCUCAUACCUGUUGUAACUUCUGACUGGGUGAACGCAUGCGUUGCAACUCGCCGCAUAACUAGAGCGAGUUCUUUCUCACCUGAUUCAUCCCAUCUUCUAAAAAAUCACCAAAUUUACGUCUCAAAACAUGCCUUCAGUCCGAGUGAAUACACGCUCUAUUCAGCCAUCGUGCGCGCGUUAGGCGGAGUGUGCAUUGACCAUCUGUCCAGCAAGACAAGUCACAUCCUCACCAACGACGCACAAGACCCAGCUAUUGCUGCAGUUGCCGAUAUCAAAUCGCUCUCCAUCAAGUACGUUCUUCCAACAUGGGCAGUGGCCGUUUUUGCGAGCGGCGAUUUAGUGAGCGAAACCCCGUAUUCACUUGACCCACAUGAUAGACCUGAAGAUGUGGAAGACAAAUCCGCAAGUACAUGGGAGCUUGUACAGAAGACCCAGGUCGGCUCGUGCACUGACUUUCUGUGCGGUCACGAAUUUUUCUUUUCAUCGGAUUUAAUUCUACCAUCUCAGUGCUUCGAUUUCCUUGUCGACUUCAUACUCGCCGCUGGCGGCAACGCGAUUCGUCACUCGGAACCCAUGGAGAUAUCAAAGUUCAACGGUGACUGCUUCCUGGGGCAAAACUCGAUAUCAGAGGAUUUCAUAAGCGCGAACUCAAGAGGGCUUCAUAAAGGGAACUUAUCUUGGCUUUUUCACAUGUGGUCACUACAGUCAUUUGUAUUACCACAAUUCAAACUUUUGCUCUCUCCACUACGGCCCCCAGUAUUCAACAAAGGUCAGCUUAUUUUGAGUUACACCAAUUAUUUAGGACAACAGAGGUACUACAUUCAAAAGUUAGUUGAGGCGCUUGGAGGAGUUAGUACUACCGAGCUCACGAAAAAAAACACUCACCUUUUGACUUGCUUGCCGCUUGGUCAAAAAUACGAGGCUGCGUUGAGGUGGGAAGGUACUUGUAAAAUUGCGAAUCAUCUUUGGCUGGAGGACUGCUACAGAAAACAGACUCAAGUGCCAUUUGUUGGUACGCGAUAUAAUGAAAUCCCUGCCCCAGGAGGGCUAAGUACAAAACUGGGACAGAUGCCUUUGGAGAUUAAUGACGAGGACUUAACAGACACGAUUUUGCCACAAGAGGCAGACAUGCCUUCUCAAAAUCACAUACUUCUCCGAGGUCAGGAUAGCGCUACGGAGACUCCAACGCAAUGUGAAGAUGUGCUUCCUGAUAAUGGGAUCUUCCCUGAUCCAGUUACUAUUCCUGAGGAAGUGCCCACCCCCGAAGAGCCUCACCCUCAAAUGCAGAUUAACAUCGUCGAAGGUACUUCCUCUAGACAAGAGCCUUUAGAAAAACAUACAGAACACAAGGUGUCCUCUAAAAGGGCUUUUGACGAGUUUUUGAAAGACGAUGCUUUCUCACCAGAUCAAACUCUGGAGCCGCACAAAGACAACACUCCAUCAAGUAAUAUCGCUGCAGAAGGCGCGCCUGAUAUUGUAGGACCGCAAAGAGACGAUUUAUCGCAAGAAGCAACUAGUUACGUCCCACUACGACAAGCAUCACCAAAUGCUUCUUUCAGCUCGCUGCCGCAUGAUCAUUCCCAAUUUUUACCAAGCAGCAAUUCUCGAAAGGCAAAGGAGAAGGCGGCAUUGAAGUUACACACAGAUAUGGAGGCACUAAAUGAAUUCGAGCAGAAUCUCAAGAGAAAGAAGAAUAGAUCCCUACUUCCAGAAGAGAUUCAAAAGCUGAAUAAACUGAAAGAAGUUGGAGAAAAAGUAAGAGAGCACUUGGAAACUGUUGCUGGUCGUCCUAAGGGCAAAAGCAUGAAGCCUUACGACAUAAUUGCAGUCUGUACGGGGUGCCAUGAAGAAAUUGAUGAGUUUGAUUUGGAGCUCCUGAGAAGAGUCGGGGUUACCAUUUUAAAAGCCGUUGAUGUUCAAUGCAAUACAAUAAUUGCUCCGAAAAAGAUGAGAACCGCGAAGUUUUUAACUAGUUUUGGCUUCCAUCCUCUAAAAUGGGCUCUUAUGCCCGAAUUCGUGAGCGAGCUACUCUCAAUUUUUAGACAGACAACUCCGAUCCAAGAACUUCCUAAACCUGAGGAUUAUUUGAUACCUGAAAUCGAACCAGAAGUUCUGAAAAAAACCAAGCUCUCCACAAAGGUCUUUCAAAGGGCGGGUAUCAAAUCAAUAAAUUUGACAGAAGGAGUACCCGGUGGGGAAGAAGUACUGUCAUCGAUACUGAAGGCUCACGGCGUUCUAAAUGUGCAUAUGCUCCCCAAGAAAUACACAGAGGAGGAUGUCGUAAUAAAUAAUGGUAAAAAAAACAGUCCGACUCAUAUACUUAUCGCUCAGAAGGCUUCCCAGUCCAAAAAGUUCGCGAAACUUUGUCGGAAUGCUGGAGAGAACAAGGUUAUGGUCGUGGAAUGGAACUGGUGCGUCGAAAGCAUUUUUACGUUGGAGGCAAACCUCGAGACUUCUCGAUAUGUCGUCUACAGAUCCUGA
Molecule: messenger RNA, 2742 nt
Organism: Lachancea thermotolerans CBS 6340
Lineage: Eukaryota; Fungi; Ascomycota; Saccharomycetes; Saccharomycetales; Saccharomycetaceae
Gene: RTT107
Product: Rtt107p
Exons: 1
Coding region: 1-2742 (913 amino acids)
Biological process (GO): DNA double-strand break attachment to nuclear envelope; double-strand break repair
Cellular component (GO): Cul8-RING ubiquitin ligase complex; nucleus
Source: RefSeq, a predicted model, not a curated record